Messenger RNA from Tripterygium wilfordii, 1294 nucleotides. RefSeq lists its product as uncharacterized. Lineage: Eukaryota; Viridiplantae; Streptophyta; Magnoliopsida; Celastrales; Celastraceae. The coding region runs from base 379 to 1035 and encodes 218 amino acids. The transcript is spliced from 2 exons. The record is from RefSeq and is a predicted model, not a curated record.
AGAUUCACAAAAGAGAUGUGCUCUUGAGGUUUGUCCUUUGUGAGGCUCUUUUUUUUUUAGAAAAAGCUUACCCCGGAAUUUUAUUAAUCAAGGAAGAGAAAAAACCUCAUUUCCAUGGCUUACAAGAAAUGAGGGGGGGCAUGAACCUGACCUCGACAACAAGAAGAAAAACACAUGCAACAAAAGCACAAUCAUCCACACAACAACGAGCAGAAAACCCACAAGAAGCCUAAUUUGUGAGGCUUAUUUCACUUUGAAGUAGUAGAAAAGGCGGAUUCGCCAUGCACGAAGUCUGCUAUAUAUAUAACUUGGAGCGAUCAAUAAUGAUCAACCAGGGAGACGCAUACACAUAUACUAUUUAAUUCAGCGUAGCUGCACAUGUCGAAAGCAAGAGAUUUUCUUAAUGAGGUGGGGGGAAUCUUUCGCAACCACGUUGAGAUCGACAAAAAUCAACUUGUACCGGGUCAGCAUAUAUAUGUUGAUAGGGCUGGAGGCGUCUACACUCAUCAUGGAAUAUACGUGGGCAGAGAUUCAAACAAGAGUCACGUUCAAUACGUGAUCCACUUCCUCAGCACCCCAAAAAAUGGCUCAUCAACUAACUCGCAGAGGUGCGAAGAUUGUAAAUACGGGAAGAACGCCAAUGGUGGAGUUGUGAGGACCUGCCUGAAUUGCUUCAUGAGCUGUCCACUGGGAGGAACAAAGUUGUAUCUAUACCAAUAUGAUGUUUCUUUGAUAGACAAGCACAUGGGUGUUCCAGGGAGUUGCAGCUCUGCACCGGCGAAGCCACUCGAAGAAAUUGUGAAGACUGCCUAUGAAAAGCUAAACCAGGCAAAACCUAGAGAAUACAACCUUUUAACAUAUAAUUGUGAAACGUUCGCGACAGAAUGUUCCACUGGCAAAGGAGAGAGUGGACAGGUGGUGGAUAAUGCUACAAGAAUGGUUAUUCCUCCUACUAGUUUUGUAGGAGCUGGAAUAGCCGUUGGCUACACUGUCUAUAAGACUAUAACCACUGCUCAAAGAUGGAAGAAGAAGUAAGAGAGAAAAAAAUUCAACAAACUAAUGCAAUGCUGAGCAUCUCUGUGUCUUCCUGUAAUAUUCAAUCAUAGUCUACGUGGUUGAAAGUUCUAAACUAUUACAUUACAUGUGUGUGUGUAUAUAUAUAUAUUCUAUGAGAGUGAGGUUUGGAAUUAUUAUACGCCAAUAUAUAUAUGUUUGUAUAUAUAUGUUGUGUAAUACAUCAAGUGUUGAAUAAAUGAUUACAUGCUAGCUAUGUGUGCUGGGUUUUAGUAGGAAA